GCCGAUUUAUCCUUUUAAGCACGGCAGGCGCAACUUGCAAAGCCACCAAAAUAUCAUCGCGAACAUAUAUAACCGACACGUGGCUGAUCCGGACGUCUAUCCGACACGUAUCUUCAUUGCAAGAAAACGACGCCAAAGGUUGCGAAUAAAAAAAUUACACGCGGCGGGUGCAGUGAAUUCGCGGAGUUGAGUGGCAGGUGAUCAUUUCCUCCCAUCCGAUUUAUGUUUCACACCCUGGCAAACUUCCACUCCAAAAAUCACAGAUGGACUGAGAGAGAGAAGAGCUCCCGACGAUUCUAGGUAGAGAAAUUUCUAAACCGACACACGAAAACACGCGAAUUCAAUCACCGAGCUUCUGAUUGCAUGCCACGUGUCCGAUUCCGGUGAAGAAAGCAUGGCCAUCGUCGACAGCCACCACCACCACCGGCACAAGUCGCACUCCGACACGAAGCUCUUCACCCUCUGCCCAUUCUGGCAGUCGGGGGGCCAAACGUCGUCGUCUUCCUCUUCCACGCAGAAGCUCCACGGCGAUGGAUUCAAAUCCAAGCCCAAAACGGUAUCGUCCGUCGCGAGAUCCCUUCUCCCUCCUCGUCGUCGACUCCGACUCGACCCCGCCAACAAACUCUACUUCCCUUAUGAAACUGGGAAACAGGUGAAAAGUGCGAUCCGAUUGAAGAACAGAAGCAGGUCACAUGUAGCUUUUAAGUUUCAAACUACUGCGCCGAAAAGUUGCUAUAUGCGUCCUCCGGGAGGAAUACUUGCUCCGGGAGAAAGCUUAAUUGCGACCGAUGGCGCUUUACCACAGUGGCGGAAAACAUUCAGGCCUAUGCACCUUGUGUUUAGGUUUGUGGAGCAACCCGAGAACAAUGAGAAACAUUUGGAUCAGAAGACCAAGGUUAAGUUCAAGAUUAUGAGUCUCAAGGUGAAUGCAGGGAUCGACUAUGUGCCUGAGCUGUUUGACGAACAAAAGGAUCAAGUGACAGUCGAGCAAAUUUUGCGUGUUGUAUUUUUGGAUGCAGAGCACCCUAGUCCUGCUCUGGAAAAACUGAACAGACAGUUGGCUGAAGCUGAGGCUGCACUUGAAGUGCGUAAGAAGCCGCCUCCUGUGGACUCAGGCCCUCGGGAUGUUGGGGAAGGCCUUGUAAUAGAUGAAUGGAAGGAGCGGAGGGAGAAAUACUUGGCUCGGCAACAGGUUGAAGCAGUAGAUUCAGUGUAAACUGUGAUUACCUUUUUCUGUAAGUGCUUUUGGAUUGGAAGGGAGGUUCACAUAUUGUAAUAUUGUAUUCUUUUUGCUCAUCGGUCUUCCGAUAAAUGGUAGGGAGGUCAUAUUGUGAGGAAGUAGUUGGUACUCCGAACUAGUGUGGAAGUAGACGGCUCUGGGUUGAGCUGCCCUGUUGUAGAUAAUAAGUUUUGUUUUAGGUUGAAAAUAAGUGAACGACUCUAUAGUAAUCAGCGUGCUUGUACUUGUAUAUUUUCAAUGUUGAGGUGCCCUAGUGUUCUUGGAA
This is a messenger RNA of Pyrus x bretschneideri (Chinese white pear), 1505 nucleotides long. Its product is annotated as vesicle-associated protein 4-1. The transcript has 8 exons. Gene Ontology annotation, biological process: endoplasmic reticulum membrane organization. The coding region runs from base 395 to 1216 and encodes 273 amino acids. Lineage: Eukaryota; Viridiplantae; Streptophyta; Magnoliopsida; Rosales; Rosaceae. Gene Ontology annotation, cellular component: plasma membrane; endoplasmic reticulum membrane. The record is from RefSeq and is a predicted model, not a curated record.